AUGUUCCUCCCUUCCCUUCAUCUGGCCUUUGAGGGCCGAGCACAUCGUGCUGCAGUGCGAUGCUGCUGUGUGCUGCCUAAUGGAAUGUUACUUACCGGAUCGCUUGAUUCCACAGUUGUUGUUUGGCGUCAACAAGAGCAGCCCCAGAUCGAUCAAGAGCAGAGGGAAAAGGAUUGCCUCGCAACUUCCCUGGAUGGCAGCAAUGCACCCGAUAUGGGGAGCAGCAAGGGCCAGGGCAGUAGUGACUACGUGGGGAGUCUGUACAGUUACCACACAGUGCUGAAGCACCAUAGCGACUUCGUGCUGUCCCUUGCGCCCUCAUUAUCUUUUCCUGGACAGUUUUACUCUGGGAGCAAAGACAGAAUGCUCUGCAGAGUCUGUGCAGACACCGGUGUGGUCCAGAUGAAGUACCAGGGUCACGGAGGUCCAGUUUGUUCAGUGGCUGAGAAGAAAGAAAUUGUUGCAUCCGGAGACUGGGGAGGCGAAGCCAGAGUUUGGGAUAGGGAUUCAGGGCAGCUCCUGUUUGUGCUGUCUCAGCACCAAGCCUUUGCAGUUUGUGUGUGCUGGCUGGGAGAUGACCUAGUGACGGCUUCGCAGUCGAAGGCCAUCUGCUUUUGGGGUACAUCAAGGAACCUCACGAGGCACAUUGAGAAUGCUCACGAGGAUAUCAUCCGCAGUCUCGCCGCCUUCCCUUCCUCCAGCAGCGAUUCUUCCGGCGCCGUUAGUAGCACCACGAAGAACAGGCUUUUAAGCGUGUCCAACGACGGAAGCAUCAAGCUGUGGUCAACGGAGGGGCGACUUCUUUUAAGCAAAGCGGAGGCCCAUGAGGCCUUCAUCUUCAGCGAUGAUGGUUUGUGCUGUCUCUGGCGCGUGUGCGACGCUGAGGCUCCUUCGAUCUCUCUUGUGCAGCAGCU
This is a messenger RNA of Cyclospora cayetanensis, 914 nucleotides long. Its product is annotated as ubiquitin homeostasis protein lub1. Gene Ontology annotation, biological process: ubiquitin recycling; proteasome-mediated ubiquitin-dependent protein catabolic process. Gene Ontology annotation, cellular component: nucleus; cytoplasm. Gene Ontology annotation, molecular function: ubiquitin binding. Lineage: Eukaryota; Apicomplexa; Conoidasida; Eucoccidiorida; Eimeriidae. The record is from RefSeq and is a predicted model, not a curated record. The transcript has 5 exons. The annotation marks the transcript as partial.